Messenger RNA from Fragaria vesca subsp. vesca, 481 nucleotides. RefSeq lists its product as uncharacterized. NCBI's taxonomy places the organism in Eukaryota, Viridiplantae, Streptophyta, Magnoliopsida, Rosales, Rosaceae. Bases 27 to 389 code for a protein of 120 amino acids. The record is from RefSeq and is a predicted model, not a curated record. The transcript is spliced from 2 exons. Gene Ontology annotation, biological process: cell fate determination.
GAGAUUCUUGCAACCACUCAGCAAGAAUGAAUUGUUCAGAAAAGGGUGACUCAUCAAGUCACAGAAAGCUUUUGUAUCAUGGAAGCUGUGCAAAUAGAGACAUAAGCAUCUUACAAAGCAUAGACACCACAUCUGGGAUUCCAAGGUACAUAGUACAGAUUGUGAACACCUGUGUUAAUCCUGUGUCAUGUGCUCCUUCAAAUAUUCAUCUCCACUGUGGUUGGUUUGCCUCGACAAAAGUCAUAAACCCGACCAUGUUCAAGAGGCUCUCAUUUGAUGAUUGCUUGGUCAAUGGAGGCAAGCCUUUGAAGACCAGCCAGAGCAUCAGUUUCACUUAUUCUAACUCCUUCAUGUACCCCCUUUCUUUCAAAUCUGCCAAGUUUUGCUAAUUGAAAAGCCAAACUUCUGAUUAUUAAUAGUCCAGAAAAUAGAGUACUUAUAAGUCUUUUCAAAGCUUAGCUUAGUAUGUAGCCUACUUACA